GGUCAUUACAAUGCUCCUCAAACGAUUUGUGUGAAGUAGUUAAGUUGAGCUUGUGCAGUCUUCAAAGAAACUAAGGAAAAGAUGGCUCAAGGGAGAGGGAAGCGGAUAAGGAAGGUUCAAAAAAUGCCUCCACCUCAACAGCCAGCUACAACAACUAUGGUAGAUAAUGUGUUAGCUACACCUACUGUGCGUGAAAAUGUGCCAGCAACACCAACUAUGACAGAAAACGUGUUAGCUACCCCUACUGUGCGUGAAACUGUGCCAGCAACAACUAUUGUUCAUGCUCAUGUGCGAGCAAGAGCUAGCAUGCCACCACUAGCUAAUGUGGCUCAAUCAAUUGAUCAACUGCCUACCCAACAAGAAAUCCCUUUUGUGGGCAUUGGCAUGAAAAGGAAGUGUGGUAAAUCAUGUGGUAAAGCUCUUCAGGAGCUUAUAAAGGCUUAUGGUGGACCUCUGCGUGUUGACUUUCAUCCGACCAUCCAUGUCCCUUCUGAUGACACAAUUUCUAAAAUGUUUACUUCUGAGAUAGGAAUUACUGUACGGGGUGGGGCACCAGUAUGCAAAUAUGGUUGGUCUGAUAUUGAUGAAGAUGAUAAGAGGCUGCUAAGAGAGGAUCUGCGGGUGUUCUUUACGGUGGACUUAACUGAUCCAGCUGUUGUUGCUUAUGUGGAUUCCAAAAUGUCUACUGCCUACUGCCAAUUCAAGACUCAACUGAAGAAGGAAUGGAAAGCAUGUGGCUCAGCUGAGCUAGGAAGAGCAAACUUGCCUAAUGCAGAUUUAUGGCAUGAGAGACCUGAGAUUGCGGAAAAGAAUUAUGCUAAUAGGUAUAUGCAACAACAUACUCACAGGGCUGGUGCACGGCCAUAUGUGCAACAUGCUUUGGUGGCCUCUAAGAUAAACAUGAAUUAG
Molecule: messenger RNA, 909 nt
Organism: Rosa chinensis
Lineage: Eukaryota; Viridiplantae; Streptophyta; Magnoliopsida; Rosales; Rosaceae
Exons: 5
Coding region: 82-909 (275 amino acids)
Source: RefSeq, a predicted model, not a curated record